AUGGCAGGCUUGGAAAAGAGACACCAGCAGCAAAUGGAGGCCAUCAUGACACAGCAACAAAGCCCAGCAGAGAAUUGUCUGUUGUUGGAGGAGUGCAAAGACUUUGAAAUAUUUGAUUCGUUUACUGGUAUCCUUGGAAACAGUCCACCCUUAACAUCUCACUGGGAGCGGUGGGAUACAUAUUGUGAGGAUCUGACCAAGUACACAAAGCUAACUAGUUUGGAAACAUGGGGAACAAAAGAGCUGGAUUAUCUUCGUCUUGAUGACUUUUCAAGUCCCUAUCCAGAUGAAAAAGUUAUCAGUAAAACUCCCACUCUUGCUCAGCUAAACAGUGAGGAGCUUUAUGAAGACCGAUUUGAAAGAGUCCCCAUACCUGUGCAAAAGGCUUUGAGUGGUGCUGAAAUGAACAUGGAGGAAAUUGAUCACGUGAUCAUAACUUGCUGUGUUCCUCAGAAUUGGAUCUGUGAUGGUAAACCAGACUACAAUGAUGAGCCUGAUGAACAAGGCUGUGAACGUAAGGAAUGUGGCAGUAACAAGUUCCAGUGUACUAAUGGACAGUGUAUUCCCUAUACUAUGCACUGCGAUGGAGACAGUGAUUGUGGUGACCAUUCAGAUGAACAAAACUGUACAGUCACUAAACACGUCCGCUGUCAAAGUGGGGAAUUUAAAUGUCCAUCUGGUGAAUGCUUGCUAAUGGAAUGGAAAUGUGAUGGUGCAAAAGAUUGUAAAGACGGAAGUGAUGAAAAGGACUGUAAAUUGGAGAAGAUCACUUGUGAAAAUGAGCAGUGGGCUUGUGCUAGUGAAGAUCAAUGUAUUCCGACCUUCUGGCGGUGUGAUAGUCGCACGGACUGCCAUGAUGGCAGUGAUGAAGUUCACUGCAAACUGCAGAUGUGCAAAAGUAACGAGUAUCAGUGUAAAAAUCUUAAUUGUGUUCCAACUAAUGCUGUUUGCGAUGGACAAUCUGACUGUCUGGAUGACUCAGAUGACGGUGGUGCAACCUCAGUUCAAGAUGAGCGUGACUCUGAUGAUUCAGAAGAUAAUGAACCUAGGGAGCGAACAUCCAGCGAUGUAGAAAAUGGUAGCAAUCGUAAUGCUAGUGAUUCUGAAAAUGAAGAUGCUCAAAACCGAAUUCCCAGUGAUUCGGAGGAUGAGCCAACCAGAAAAAAAGGCACGAAUGAAAUUGAGUUUGGGGUAGACGAGGAAGGAUUUGUUUACCUUUCGUUUGAAAACCUGGAGCCAGUUGACAAUCCACAGUUCCUCUGGUCCAAGGACUACAAGGGAGCUCCAGACUCAGAGAGAACAGACAUUUCUACCGAUGGAAAUAAGUCUAAACUUAUUCUAACAAACCCUUCUGAGGAAGAUGUAGGCACCUAUGCUGUUGAAGUGCCAAAUACAGAUGGAGUAUCUGCUAGUCACAUGCUAACAAAGGAAGAACUAGAGGAACUGAUGCGCAAAAGCCAGGAUGUACGACAUCCACUAAUACGGAAAAUCUCAGGCUGGAAUGUAGAUGUACUGGAGAAUGGAGAUGUGCGCCUCUGGUUACAAGUAGAAAAACUGUCCUCUGAUGCAGUUUUGGAGAUGAUUCUUAAUGACAAAGUCAUCCAAAAUACACCGAAACGAAAAAUAACAUUUGACAAGGAAAAUGGACUUAUUGAAAUAAUUAAGGAAGACUUUGGUGAAGAAGAUAAAGGAACGUAUACUGAAAAAGUAGUAGAUGGAAAAGCAUCAAACCAGCUCAUUGUUACCCUUUCUGGGAAAGAUUUUGAUAAAGUUUAUGAUGAGUCCCAAAAGAAGGUCACAGAAGACUGCCACGUUAUUAUGAUAUGCAAAGUUAAAAAUACCAAAACAGAGACCACGCUCAAGUGGUCUGUGGACAAGAAACCACUAUCUAACGGACAAUUUGAUAAUCAAACUGGGUCAGGGACACUUGUAAUGAAAAAGUUUACAAAGGAAGAUAAAGGACUUUACAAAGCUGUGGUAAAAGAUAGCAGGGGAGACGACACGACUGAAAUGGAUCUUACCAAAGAAGGUAUUGAAGAUAUAAUGCGAAAAAUUUGUAGAAAAAGUGCAAUGUCUGCCUCCCCACUGAAAGGUAAAGGCACAGCUGACGGAAUUAAGAUUUACAGCGAUGUGAAAUAUUUCAUGGAGAGCAUGAAACCUGUAUGGCACCACAAAGAUAAGAAAGUGGAGUUUACUAGAGAGGUGGAAGAAGAAGAAGACAAUGAAGAUGACAAACCUGAUAUCAGUGAUACCUUUUCAGAGCCAGGUUAUGAAAAUUAUUCUGUUGAAGAUUUGAAAGGAAUAACUGCCGUGUCAUCGAGGAAAAGACGAAAGCAAAGGUAUUUCUGGGAAUAUAGCGAGCAAUUAAUGCCUUCUCAACAGGAAGGGAUGCUGAGACUGUUUGAAUGGGACAGACACACGCUUCCCAGAAAUAUGUACCAGAAGAAUAGUCUGCAACACGGCAAGUACACUGUGAAGAAAUCUCGCAGGACAGGUGUGGAAGACCUGACUCCAAAUCCAAGAAAACUUCUGCAGAUUGGUGGUGAACUGCGUAAACUGAAUAAAGUAAUCAGUGACAUAACACCCGUAUCGGAGCUUCCUGUCACUGCCAGGCCGCGAUCUCGUAAGGAGAAAAACAAGCUGGCUUCCAGAGCUGGCCGUCAAAAAAAGAAAGCCCAGUAUGAAGCCAAUAAAGUGAAGCUGUGCCGCCUGAAUACUGAAUAUGAUACAUUGCUACAGUUUGAACUGCUGACGGAUCAUGCCUCAUUGAAGUGGAGGGCACAGACCAAAGAUUUAAAGGGACAGAUUGAAGAUUUAAAUAAGCUACAACUAAAGCUUAAAGAGACCCUAAAAACUAGCAAGGCUAGAGAGAAUAACCUCACAGAAGACCUGGAAAACCUAAACCAAGAGUUGCGAACAAAGCAGAGAACCCUUAAAAAGCAACAGAAGGAAAAAGAUGAAGUAAACAAGGAAAAUGAAAAACUGAAAAAAAGGGUGAAACAUUUGAUGAGCAGCGUACAGAGCAAGUCCGAUCUGGACAAUGCCAGCUCACAGUUGCUAAACUAUAUGCAAUACCAUCAAAUUAAAAGGUUCCACGAGGUUAGACAAUGA
This is a messenger RNA of Rana temporaria (common frog), 3111 nucleotides long. RefSeq lists its product as uncharacterized. The record is from RefSeq and is a predicted model, not a curated record. The coding region runs from base 1 to 3111 and encodes 1036 amino acids. The transcript has 5 exons. Lineage: Eukaryota; Metazoa; Chordata; Amphibia; Anura; Ranidae. Gene Ontology annotation, cellular component: nucleus. Gene Ontology annotation, molecular function: protein binding; RNA polymerase II transcription regulatory region sequence-specific DNA binding; DNA-binding transcription factor activity, RNA polymerase II-specific. Gene Ontology annotation, biological process: response to unfolded protein; regulation of transcription by RNA polymerase II.